AUGGAUGACUUGCGUCGGCACGUCGACAAGUAUAUGCAGAUGGAGGAACUUGCUGAGAUCCGCAACCAAGCAAGGGCGGAAGUAGCUGCAAAACCUGAGAAGUCAGCCGAGAACAGUUAUCGUGGCCGCCCGAAAGAGCUUGUCCCCCGUGAGAAACCCCCUCGCGGGCCAAGUCUUAAAACGAGCUUCCACCCCCCUCUAGCCGAUACGACCAAGUCUUGCAGGUACCAUCGCAAUCGAGGACAUUCAACAGAGGAGUGCUCAGCUCUAAAAGACAAAAUUGAGGAUUUAAUCAAGCAAGGGCAGCUACAAGGUUUCGUUGACCGCCCAACCUCAUCCCGAUAUGCUGAAUGGUCUCGCCGACACGAUCAGCCCGAACAAGGGGGAGCAGAAAGACGCCCCUAUAGGGAACGCAGUCGGUCAAGGGGCCGAAGAGAAGAGGAACCUUCAACACAACCUCGACGGGUCAUCAACACUAUUGCGGGCGGAUUCGCAGGCGGCGGCUCCACCUCGUCGACACAACGAAGGCAUUUGAGACCCGUCCAGCACGUACAUGCAGUAGAAAAAAUCCAUCAUUGCAUGCCGAGCAUAACCUUUACUGAGGCCGAUUUUAAAGGCAUCGACCCAGAAAAAGAUGAUCCGAUGGUCAUUAGCGUGGAAAUUCACAACUGUAUUGUACGUAAGACCUUGGUCGACCAGGGGAGUUCAGCCGACAUCCUCUAUUGGAACACAUUCAAGCAAUUGGGCAUCCCGGAAAUUGAACUGGUUCCUUAUGACGAACCUUUGGUUGGAUUUUCGAGCAAGCGAGUCAAGACGAAGGGAUACAUCAAGCUAUCGACCAGGCCAUCCUUGAAUCAGCUCGGCGCAAUCGUCUCCACCCCGAACUUAGCCAUGAAGUUCCAGGCCGAGUCGGGACGAGUCAUCACUGUCCAUGCCGAUCAGAAGACCGCGCGAGAAUGUUAG
Molecule: messenger RNA, 963 nt
Organism: Cajanus cajan (pigeon pea)
Lineage: Eukaryota; Viridiplantae; Streptophyta; Magnoliopsida; Fabales; Fabaceae
Source: RefSeq, a predicted model, not a curated record